Polychytrium aggregatum is the source of this 1023-nucleotide messenger RNA. RefSeq names its product thioredoxin-like protein. The record is from RefSeq and is a predicted model, not a curated record. NCBI's taxonomy places the organism in Eukaryota, Fungi, Chytridiomycota, Chytridiomycetes, Polychytriales. The transcript has a single exon. The coding region runs from base 325 to 678 and encodes 117 amino acids.
GCCAUCACUGCCACCACCAUCACCACCACCAUCACCACCACCACCACCACCAUCUCGCCGUCGCUCGCGCUCGACCGGCAUGCACUCGUGGCCAAUUGAUCGCCGUCUCUAUUUUUGCACGACCCCGGCGACUGGCAUCGGCCACUGAGCGCUGGCCUGGCCGCGAUUGGCUUGUCUCUCAUCCUGUCCUUCCAUCGGAUCUUGCUUGAGUUUGCCGCCUCUCAUCUGGAUCAGAUCAAGCCUCGCUCCACCUCAACCAAUUGCCUCGUUGCCGAGCUUGCAAAGGCUGUUCUCUCGCAGCAUCCUGCUCCGCCCGCCCCGGCCAUGAUCCAAACCCUUCGAAGCCUCCGUCCCUUCUCGCCUCUCUCCCGAGCGGCCUCGCCCCGCUUCUUCACCACAGCCUCCUCGGCCUCUCCACGGCCCUCGAUCCCGGUGGUGACGCUCUAUACCCGGCAGUACUGCGGUCUCUGCGAGGAAGCCCUCGAGGCCAUACAGCGCGUUCAGAAAAAGAUCGACUUUGAUUACGUCCUCGUCGACAUCGACAAGCGAGAGAACAAAGAAUGGCUCCGGGUGUACAUGUACGAUGUCCCGGUGCUGCACGUCAAUGGCGAGCCCUUUAUGAUGCAUGCCGUCGAUGAGGCGCUCUUGGAACAAGAAAUCAUUAGUGUGUCAAAGUGAACCCUGGCGGUCUCGGGAGGGCGAUCGAUUGGGCAAUCACCAAUUCCUCGAUGAGCGAGAACGUCUCAAUCCGGCCUUCGGAUAUUCACUCGCCCCCCCCCGAUCCAGCGUUUGAAUGUCCUCGAACUCGACCGAAUAAAGUCUCUGCCUCCGGCCCAUACACCAAAUUUGCCACAACAGCGCAGUCUCGCAGUCUCGCUUCGGCACCAACGGCCCUGGGCAGCACCAAACGCGGCACAGCCAAUUUGCCAUUCAGCGCCCCUAACACGCCCUGGGGUUUCUGCAAUGCCGACUGUGUUGGUGAGUCUCUGUAUUCAAUACAAACGCGGAGUGCGUCGAAUGCAA